AUGACUGAUAAAGACUCUUCCACUCUCAAGGGCUAUGCCGACGAAGCUUCAGGCAAAAUCCAGUCCACCUUAGGCAACUUGACGGGCAACAAUGACCGCCAGGCAGAAGGCGACAUCCGCAAAGGUCAAGCCGAGAGCGAGCAGGAAGCCUCCCACACCAUCGGUAAAAUCGGGGGAUACAACGUCUCCAGCUCUGGUGGCAUGUCUCAAGAUGAUCCACGCCGUCAGCAAGGAAGCUGGGAUCAGACCGUCGGCUCCGGCAAAGAGGCCAUGGGCAAUGCCCUUGGCGUUGAAAGCUUGAAAAAGGAGGGAAGGGAGCAGAAUGCUAGGGGCCAAGGCACGGAGGCUGAGGGGCAGUUGAGUGAUUUUGGAAGUGGUAUUAAGGAUCGAGUGCAGGGAACUUUUGGCGGUGCUGCUGCUGGCUUGACUGGUGACCGUGAGGCUCAAACGCGCUAUCAGAAUCAGCAUGACGAUGGCAAGACGGCGCAGCGAAGCGCGGAGCAAGAUAUUCAGAGGCAGAACCAGUAG
Bacidia gigantensis is the source of this 528-nucleotide messenger RNA. RefSeq lists its product as uncharacterized. The transcript is spliced from 3 exons. The coding region runs from base 1 to 528 and encodes 175 amino acids. NCBI's taxonomy places the organism in Eukaryota, Fungi, Ascomycota, Lecanoromycetes, Lecanorales, Ramalinaceae. The record is from RefSeq and is a predicted model, not a curated record.